Siniperca chuatsi (mandarin fish) is the source of this 1295-nucleotide messenger RNA. RefSeq names its product uroporphyrinogen III synthase (gene uros). Bases 233 to 1018 code for a protein of 261 amino acids. NCBI's taxonomy places the organism in Eukaryota, Metazoa, Chordata, Actinopteri, Centrarchiformes, Sinipercidae. The record is from RefSeq and is a predicted model, not a curated record. The transcript has 10 exons. Gene Ontology annotation, biological process: uroporphyrinogen III biosynthetic process. Gene Ontology annotation, molecular function: uroporphyrinogen-III synthase activity.
UUUAAACUGUGCCUGAACUACUAUGUUACUUUGAUGAAUAGGUAUUUAUAUUAUAUAAUCCAAUGUUUAAGCGUAAAUAUUUUGCAAAAAAUAAUAGUUUUUUUGCAUAUAAUUUGAUUUUUUGGGAGGUUAGUUGAAUAUUCAAUGUUAUGUUUCCCCUUCUUGGCCGUGGCUGAAGUCGACAUGCACUCAGCGGUCGAGAUAACUCAAGUGUUUUAAAGUCUUUGUCAAGAUGAAUGUACUGCUUCUCAAAGAGCCAAGAGAUGGAGGGUCCAUACCUGAUCCUUACAUUAAGGAGCUGGCAUCACAUGGACAUAAAGCAACCCUAAUUCCCGUGCUGUCUUUUAAGUUUGUCUCAUUAAACACCUUGUCAGAUAAGCUUUUCCAACCAGAAAAACAUGGAGGUCUUAUAUUUACCAGUCCAAGAGCAGUGGAGGCUGUGAAGAUGUGCUUAGAAGCAGAAGAAAGAAGGGAAGAAUGGAACAGCUCUGUGAAAGACAAAUGGAACACCAAGUCUAUCUACGUGGUUGGGAAGACAACUGCUGCAUUAGUACGAAAUUUGGGUCUGAACCCUUUGGGCGAGGACACAGGGACAGCAGAGGUCCUAUCACGUGUUAUCAUUGAACGAGAGGACACAAAUAUUCCACCACUUUUUUUCCCCUGUGGCUCAAUCAAAAGAGAAGUCUUGCCUACGGCUUUAAGGGACAAUGGAGUGCCCCUAGAGACGCUGACUGUCUAUCAAACAGCUGAACAUCCAGAUCUGGAGAAAAAUCUAACGAACUAUUUCACAGAGCAGGGCACUCCAGCCAGCAUAGCUUUCUUCAGUCCAUCAGGAGUGAAGUUUUGCCUAGAAGUGGUGCAGAGGCUGUCAGGUGAACAGCUGACUCAAAUAAAGUUUGCAGCCAUAGGGCCUACUACACAAGACGCUAUGACUGCAGAAGGCCUGUGUGUCAGGUGUACUGCAGAAAAGCCAACACCUGAACACUUGGCAGCAACAAUAGCCAAAGCUCUACAGUAACCACCCACAGGCUCUUGAAUCCAUCCACUUUAUCUUCUCUCUUUGUAUAUUCUGUAUUAUUUAUGUGUAUUGUCAUUUAUCUGUUUUAAUUUGAUGCCUGUCUUAGCAGUUUUAUAUGUACAUCAGCUAAUUUGCACUGAGAAAAAGUAGCUUUCUGUGCCAUAAAAGCCUCAAAAAUGUAAAUUUAUGUAAUUAAAAUUCUACUUAUGUUAAGCUUGCUCAAGAAAGUCAAUGUAGUGUUUGUUUUUGAAAAUAAACUUUGGUCAGUGUGAUGAUA